UUUCAGCAAAAAAUAGAGGCUUGUUUUAAAUAAAUAAUUCCUUAAUAUUGAUGAAAAAGUUUGGCAGAUUAUUUGACAUAAAUUUUUCCUUGUUAUAAGUUAUCUGCCAACAAAUAAGUACUUAUUGUACUGGAAUAAGCCUCUAUAUCUUGUUGAAAAGUCACUUUUAAGUUAGUCUUAUUUUAAGUGUGCUCAGACAUUAGCUCUAGAAACUAGAUAAAAAUACUGCAAGUAGAACCGGGAACUCUGGGAAGUUGAGUCUGGAAAAUGCUGAAAUUUAUUAAUAUGUGGGAACUCUUAAUCAGGACUGACUGGAUGGACGCAACAGCAGGUUUUACUUCUGGACAUUWGGACCGGGUCGAGAGUCGGGAAUAUUAAUAGGCUCUUGAAUAUUUCCACACUAUUUAUUCACUUAAUAUUCGCUACAAAUGGAUGAACUCAAAUAACUCCUGUUAACUCAAAGCCGCUGGGUUAAUUUUGCGACCUGAAUAACCUGAAAACAAACUUUCCUGUGUAGCUAAUGAAGGAUUUGUUUGGAAAUCAUUGGCGUAAAAGUUUUUAUAUUCCCUUUGAUAUGUGGAUUUCUCCCUGUUCGGUUUAUUCAUCACUGCAGAUUGGUUUGAGCUAAAAUGACUUUGUUUCAUUGUAAAGGUGAAAUUCUGUAUUUUUCAUGUCUGUACAUAUAAGCAGAUAUUUGCCAAUAAAAAUAUUUUUUAAAUAUUUGCAUUUUUCUAGGAUCUCAAUACAUCAUUCCAGGUUAUUUCACUCAAUAUUUUUAAUGAUAUUCUGAGAAAAAUGAGAAAAAUUGCUCUUUAAAUUUGAAUAAAGUUGCAUGUAACACCUGAAAACAAUGCACUGAUAAACUUUCCUCCAUUAUGACUCAGUGAAGGCGGGAUGGACCAUGUGUGACGAUGAUGACUAUGACGGGAGGAUUGGCUCGUUAAUCAUUGAGUUGGUGAAGGUUGAUCACGACUCAGAAUGUGUAGAGAUAACGUUGGAACAGAUUUCUGUAUUUUAGUCAUUUCAGUUUCUCCCUCUGCGCUCUGACAGGCGCACAGACUCGCAGACGAACCCUCAGUUUCUGCGCUUCCCAUUUGGACCGUGAAGAUGUUGGCCGUUCAUCUCAUCUCGUUCUUCUUCUCCAAACUCAAGGAGGAUCCGACUAAGAAGGUGGACAGGUUCCUGCACGCGAUGCGUCUGCAGGACGAGCAGCUCGUCGACAUCUCAAACCGUUUCCUGGCUGAGAUGAAGAAAGGACUUUCAGCCGAAAGUCUGGCCGCUGCAGCUGUGAAGAUGCUGCCGACUCAUGUCCGCUCCACUCCCGAUGGAUCAGAGAAAGGACAGUUUGUGGCUCUGGAUCUCGGAGGCUCCAAGUUUAAGGUUCUCAGAGUUAAAGUCAGAGAGGAUGAGGGGAUUAAUAAGGGAGGAGUGGAGAUGGAGGAGAAAACAUACCCAAUACCAAAGGAGCUGCAUGAAGGGAGAGCUGUUGAGUUAUUUGACCAUGUCUCAGAGUCUCUGAAGGAUUUCCUGCUUGAAAAGAACAUGAGUCCAGAGAAAAAGCAUCCGCUAGCCUUUACUUUCUCCUUCCCAUGUGAGCACCCUGGUUUGGAUCAGGGAUUGUUGUUAAGCUGGUGUAAAAACUACAAAGUUCGCGGCCUUCAGGGGAAAGAUGUGGUCCAGUUCCUCAGGCAGGCCAUCGACAGAACCGGGGAUAUGGACGUAGAUGUCUUGGCAGUGGUUAAUGACACCGUGGCGACCAUGAUGACCUGUGGGUUUGAUGACCAGUGCUGUGAAGUAGGACUCAUCAUCGGAACCGGCACCAACGCCUGCUACAUGGAGGAGCUGCGUCACAUCGACAUGGUUCAGGGAGACGAGGGCCGGAUGUGUGUGAACACCGAGUGGGGCGCGUUCGGGGAUGACGGGGCCCUGCAUGACUUCAUUACUGACUUUGACAGAGACGUUGAUGCGGCCUCCCUCAACCCCGGAAAACAAACAUUUGAGAAGAUGGUCAGUGGGAUGUACCUGGGUGAACUGGUGAGGCUGGUGGUGUUGAAGAUGGCUAAACUGGGACUGCUGUUUGAUGGGCAUGUGUCAGACGCUCUGAGGACCAAAGGGAAGAUAACCACUGCAGAUGUGGCAGCGAUGGAGGAGUACAGAAACGGUCUGAAAAACACCAAGGAAAUCCUGACUCACCUGCAUCUGACCCCUUCACCUGACGACUGCGUCGCUGUUCAGCACGUCAGCACCAUCGUGUCCUUUAGGUCCUCGAAUCUGGUGGCGGCGGGGCUGGUGGCCAUUCUAACCCGGAUCAGACAGAACCGGAACCUGAGAGGACUGAGAAUCACAGUCGGCGUUGAUGGCACUGUGUACAAAACACACCCACAGUAUCCUAAGCGGCUCCAUAAGGUGGUGCGGCGGUUGCUUCCUGAUUGCCACGUCAGGUUCGUCCUCUCGGAGUGCGGCAGCAGCAAAGGCGCUGCCCUCGUGGCAGCGGUCGCCCAGCGUCUGACAUCACAGAGGCGAAAGGUGGAUGAAGCUCUAUCUCUGUUCACUCUGAACGAAGAGAAGCUCCAGCUGGUGAAGUCCAGGAUGAGGGAGGGCCUGGAGGCUGGGCUGAAGAGCAAAGGCUGCACCAUUAAAAUGCUUCCCUCUUUCGUAUACCACACACCAGACGGCACAGAACGUGGGAAAUACCUUGCCUUGGAUCUGGGAGGAACGAACUUCAGAGCUAUGCUUGUGCGAUUUAAAAGACAAAAAACUCGACUUUACCAUAAAAUUUACACCAUUCCCUUGGAGAUAAUGCAGGGAACUGGAGAGGAGUUGUUUGACCACUUGGCUCAGUGUGUUUGUGACUUCCUGGACUACAUGGGGCUGAAGAACGUUCGCCUUCCUGCAGGAUUCACCUUCUCUUUCCCCUGUCAGCAGUCAGACAUCGAUACAGGCACAUUGGUGAGCUGGACCAAAGGCUUUAAGGCUACAGACUGUGAAGGAGAAGAUGUUGUGAGCAUGCUCAGAGAGGCCAUCAAGAGACGCAACGAGUUUGACUUGGACAUUGUUGCUUUAGUCAACGACACAGUUGGGACCAUGAUGAGCUGCGCCUAUGAGGACCCUAAAUGUGAAGUUGGAAUGAUUGCAGGUACAGGUUCAAACCUUUGCUACAUGGAAGAACUGAGGAACAUCGAGAAGCUGGAACAGAGCAACAGCAUCCUGAGGACAAAUAAACAGACGUCAGAAGGAGAGGAGGGCGAGGCUGCUGUGAAGUCGGGCCUGAAGAUGUGUGUAAACACAGAGUGGGGUGGUCUGGGCAAUGACCGCUGUCUGGAGGACAUCAUCACACUUUAUGAUGUCGAGGUGGACAUACACUCAGUCAACCCUGGAAAACAAAGGUUUGAAAAGCUGACCAGUGGGAUGUAUCUGGGUGAAAUCGUCAGACAGGUUUUACUGGAUCUGACCCGAAGAGGCCUCCUGUUCAAAGGACACGUCACCGAAACCUUAAAAACCCCCGGGAUAUUUGAAACAAAAUAUCUCUCACAAAUAGAGAGCGAUCACUUGGCUCUGCUGCAGGUCAGGUCUAUUCUGCAGCAGCUGGGGCUGCACGGCACCUGCGACGACAGCAUCAUCGUCAAGGAGGUGUGUGGAGCGGUGUCGCGUCGUGCGGCUCAAAUGUGUGGAGCAGGAAUGGCGGCAGUGGUGGAUAAAAUCAGAGAAGACCGAGGCCUGGAGCGUCUGAGCAUCACUGUGGGCGUAGACGGCGCUCUGUACAAACUGCAUCCACAUUUCUCGCAGGUCCUGAAAGAGACCGUGGGGGUCAUGGCUCCCCAGUGCGAUGUGACCUUCAUGCCGUCAGAGGAGGGCAGCGGGAAAGGUGCCGCCCUCAUUGCAGCCGUGGUCCGACAGAAGCAUCAGAUGUGACGGGGAAUAAAGACGCUUCCCCAGAAACAACACAGAAGAGAGAAAACCACUUUCAGUGUUUAGAGUACUACACCCAGAUUAGUUAAUUUUUACACAUAAGAGUGGCUGUCUGGUAACUUUUAUUAUAUUAAGGGACCUUAUUUACAGUAAAUAGUCAGCAUGCCCUGCCACAGGUUAGAUUUGCUUUUCCUCCAACUUGUGAAAACUGUUUCUCUUCUCUUUUUAUGGCUCAGCGUGAGGUCUGUUUAUAAUAAACACAGGCAGUGAUCACGUUUUUGACGUUUUUAAUUUCUUGUCACAUUCUAUAAAUCUAUAAAUUUCUAAAUCAUUAGGAUUUAGAAAGCAGUGAAUCACAGUGAAGUGGAAGGAAAAGGACACAUUGUUUUCUAAGGAUUCUCAGAAAGAAAUCUGAAUUGUGCAAAGUAACAAUUGGGGGACUUUGUAUAUAAACAUCAGUUUUCAAAUCUUGCAAAUGUUUUCAAAUAGAUUUUGAUAUAGGAUUUGUUUAGGCCCUUGUAAUGCUCUGGUCUAUUUACAUGUUAUUUAAGUUCAUGGCUUCUUAAGGGAGUCAGAAUAUUUUAUUUAGAAUUAUCUGAUUAAGGAAGGUUAAAUAUAUAUGCAAACCAGUUUUCAGAUUUUUUUUGUUGUAAAACUAGAAGAUCCAUGUAUCAUUUCCUUUCUCAUCAUAGUUAUCUACUUCUCUUGUGUUGGUUUAAUUCCAACAAAAUUACAUUUAUUGGCUUUGACUUGACUAAAUAGUUUCCUUUUGCAAGAAUUACCGUAAAUAUAAGGAUUUAACUUUGUGUUGAACUUGUAUUUGGCUGUUCUUUUCCUCAAAGCAGAGCUCUCCAGUCUAAUCGUCAGAGCUCUGUGGGAAAACGUGUCAAAGCUGCAGCUGUGCCUCUGUUAGCUGUGCACUGAUUGGACUUUUCCUGAUAUGAGGGUUUAUGUUGGGUUUUAGAAAGAGAAGUAAAGAUUCACAUGCUGUCUAUGGUUAGAUGAAUUAAAUCUGUUAGGUGAUAUAUACUUAUAAACUCAUAUGGUUACAUUUGUGUUAUUAAUAUUUAACACCUUAGAUGGAGUAACAUGUCAACGAAUAAGCAAAUAAGAUCAUUAAAGUAUAGAUAAUUAAAGUA
This is a messenger RNA of Poecilia reticulata (guppy), 5048 nucleotides long. RefSeq names its product hexokinase HKDC1. Gene Ontology annotation, biological process: glucose metabolic process; glycolytic process; intracellular glucose homeostasis. The record is from RefSeq and is a predicted model, not a curated record. Gene Ontology annotation, cellular component: cytosol; mitochondrion. Lineage: Eukaryota; Metazoa; Chordata; Actinopteri; Cyprinodontiformes; Poeciliidae. Gene Ontology annotation, molecular function: D-glucose binding; fructokinase activity; glucokinase activity.